Messenger RNA from Oncorhynchus keta (chum salmon), 3176 nucleotides. Its product is annotated as BTB/POZ domain-containing protein KCTD1. Bases 554 to 1375 code for a protein of 273 amino acids. The transcript has 6 exons. Gene Ontology annotation, biological process: negative regulation of DNA-templated transcription; protein homooligomerization. The record is from RefSeq and is a predicted model, not a curated record. Gene Ontology annotation, molecular function: transcription factor binding; transcription corepressor activity. Gene Ontology annotation, cellular component: nucleus. NCBI's taxonomy places the organism in Eukaryota, Metazoa, Chordata, Actinopteri, Salmoniformes, Salmonidae.
GGCAAAGAAACACUCCGUCCAUUUGCAGAAAUCGCCUGCGGGAACGUUACAUCAAAACUAAUCAUAACGAUUAAAAUCAGCUUUGCUGUGCGAGAGGAAGCCAAUAUGGAAGUUUGAGACAGGCGUUCGCGAUUUUAUGAAGAAAUAUAAAAUAAAUGUUCCAUAAAGGCCGACGCACUGUUGUAGUGAUGUUUUUUGCUAGGAGUUUUAUUCUGCAGAUUGGUUUAGACUGGGGUAGAGACAUGAGCUAAUUGUAUCCUGAUCUUUGCCUUGAGGGGUUUGGAGCCCUGGAGCAAGUAUUCUCUGUAUUUUGUUCUGUCUACCUUAGCCAAGCUAUUGCAUUUCUCACUGGUGUAGGAAGAGAAGCAGAUCGCAGGCGAAAUCUGAGGGAAAGGAUUCUCAAAUAUACUUUAUGCCCGUCCAUGUUUCAGAUCUCUUGCGGGGCUGACCUAUACCCGUGCGCAGGGAAUUCCACGGUACAGAGGUGCCACUGCAAAUAUUUAGAUACUCCCUGGCGGAAGUCUGGAUCUAUGUUUGCAUCUUUGUAGCUGUGAUGUUAUGGAGACAAAACAUGAUAUAUAUGGAUAACCGUUCCAGCAUGUCCAGGCCAAUGAUCACCAGAUCGCCAGCGUCCCCCCUGAGUAACCAGGGCAUCCCGACACCCGCCCAGCUCACCAAGUCCAACGCCCCUGUGCACAUCGACGUGGGCGGGCACAUGUACACCAGCAGUCUGGCCACGUUAACCAAGUACCCAGAGUCCAGAAUCGGCCGUCUCUUUGAUGGCACAGAGCCCAUAGUGUUGGACAGUCUGAAGCAGCACUACUUCAUUGACAGGGACGGACACAUGUUCCGCUACAUCCUCAACUUCCUCAGGACUUCCAAGCUCCUCAUCCCAGACGACUUCAAAGACUAUAGCCUGCUGUACGAGGAGGCCCGGUACUUCCAGCUGCAGCCCUUGCUGGCCGAACUGGAGCACUGGCGCCAGGAUCGCGACCUGGCCAGGGUGUCACGCCCCUGCGAGUGCCUGGUGGUACGCGUGGCGCCCGACCUAGGAGAGAGGAUAACGCUGAGCGGAGAUAAGGCCCUCAUCGAGGACGUGUUCCCGGAGAUCGGCGACGUCAUGUGCAACUCGGUCAAUGCCGGCUGGAACCACGACUCCACACACGUCAUCCGCUUCCCGCUCAAUGGAUACUGUCAUCUCAACUCUGUCCAGGUGUUGGAGCGUCUGCAGCAGCGUGGCUUUGAGAUCGCCGGCUCCUGCGGUGGAGGCGUCGACUCUUCCCAGUUCAGCGAGUACGUCCUGAGGAGGGAACUGAGGAGGGCGGGCCAGCGAGGGCCUAACUCAAACAGGAUAAAACAGGAGCAGCUAGACUAGAGACCUCCCAGAAACUGGGGGCGCUAGACUCUUCUUCUUUUUUUUUUUUUGGUGGAAGCCAAGCGCUCAUCGGGACGCAGCAGAGCUCUGUGGACUCUGAGGCCAUUCUUGCGAACAUUAGAAUAAGUUUUUAAAUGUAUACUUUUUCUCAGUCUCAUAAUGCGCAUCAGCUCAUUAGAAUCAUUGACGAAGUUGCACAUGUUCAAACGCUACAUAUUAGCUUUUCCCAUCAGAGAACCUGACCUCUGCUAACCUAGCAAGCUGGCAGGGAUUGUUUCUUAUAACAAACUCUGCAUCAGCCUAUCAAAGGUCUUACUAUCCACCAACCAAUGACACCAAGGGGGCUCCCGAGUGGCGCAGUGGUCUAAGAAACUGCAUCUCAGUACAAGAGGCACUGCAGUACCUGGUUUGAAUCCAGGCUGCACCACAUCCGGCCGUGAUUGGGAGUUCCAUAGGGCGGCGCACAUUUGGCCCAGCAUCGCCCGGAGUAGGCCAGCAUCGCCCGGGGUAGGCCAGCAUCGCCCGGGGUAGGCCGUCGUUGUAAAUAAAACAUUUGUUCUCAACUGACUUGUCUAGUUAAAUAGAGGUAAAAUACAAAACAUACUUAAAAUAAUACAACUUGGACACCAGAGGGGUAUUUUUAAACCUCUAAGUUUACUUUUAUUCCUCUUGGUCUGUCUCAAGUGUGGAGUGCCAGUAUUGCAUGAUGCAUCCUUGACUAGGCUACUAGCUUGGUUAUCUGAUGGGAACAGGUACCAUAUAGCGUUUGAUCACGUGCAACUAUGUCAACGAUUUGAAUUUUCUGAUGCGCAUUUUGAGACCGAGGGGAAAAGUUUAAAUUUAAAGUAUUAUAAUGUACGCAAGUAUGGCACCAUGCAGCGCAUUAUCUUUCUGUUGUUGUUUCUUUGUCGGUAUGUUUUUACAACUCGAGAGGAACCACUGAGAAAGAGAGAAAAUAAGGUGUGGCUGGAGAUUGUUGUUGUUGUUGCCGUAAGAGAUGCAGAACAUCUGAGUUCAUAUCUCAAGGACAUUUGUGAAUGUUCAAGCCCCCCCCCCAAUGAGAGGGAUCAUAUUUCCGCAGGGUCCCCAAGUAAAGUUUGUUUUAAAACUUUGAACCUACGGUUAGACAUGAUCAAGACCACAUAAAAUGUUAAUGGUUUGGCGGCACAUGUAGUGCAAAGGCCUCUCACCAGAAAUGUGUAGUUUUUAAUUUACCCGCCUCCACAAAGUCACAUUUUUCUGCCACACUGUAAUGUGUUGCAGGAUCUCCGUUCACAUAACCACCAUUAUUUUGAACCGAAUAUGAUGCAUUCUUCUCCACACUCUUAUUCACACAGGAUGUUUAAGUAUUGUGAUACAUGCAAAUUACGUGUUUGUUUUUAAAAUCGGAGUUAGCUUAUUGGAUUUUAUGCUAUGAAAUAAGAGUUCACAGUAUUAUCAAGAUUUUAUGUCAUAAACCAUUCUAUACUCACUACAUGAAAAGUCGAUUCUAAGAAAUGGCACAGAAUUGCCUCUUUGUUAGGGGACUAAGACUAGAGAACAGAGGUCAUUUAGAGGAUCAUAAGAUCGACCUUGUGAAAUGGAUACCUUUUUUAAACUGAAUAAUGUUGCCUCAUUAAUGACUGCAUAUUAUAAGACCCACAUUUUAAGAAUUACUCUUAGGAUAGAUCAAUGAUAUGAAGUUUGAUCAUCGUGAACUAUUUCCAACGCGAUCUACCUACACUCCUUAGAUUUGAGUAAAGAGGAAUGUAGCACUAAAAUGUGAAAUAAAUCUUCAACCAAAGUUGUACCGAUGAAUGAC